This is a messenger RNA of Volvox carteri f. nagariensis, 252 nucleotides long. RefSeq lists its product as uncharacterized. Gene Ontology annotation, cellular component: endoplasmic reticulum; endoplasmic reticulum-Golgi intermediate compartment; Golgi apparatus. The record is from RefSeq and is a predicted model, not a curated record. Gene Ontology annotation, biological process: UDP-N-acetylglucosamine biosynthetic process. Gene Ontology annotation, molecular function: glucosamine 6-phosphate N-acetyltransferase activity; monosaccharide binding. NCBI's taxonomy places the organism in Eukaryota, Viridiplantae, Chlorophyta, Chlorophyceae, Chlamydomonadales, Volvocaceae. The transcript is spliced from 3 exons. The annotation marks the transcript as partial.
GGGCGCGUUAUCGCAACUGCGGCCAUGAUUGUGGAGAUCAAGUUCAUUCACAACUGCGGCAAGGUGGGCCACAUCGAGGAUGUGGUGGUGGACCCCGCGUAUCGCGGAAAGAAGCUCGGGCUCAAGCUGAUCAGUGCACUGGUGGACACGGCUCGUGAGGCGGGGUGUUACAAGACCAUUCUGGACUGCAGCGAGGACAACGCGCCCUUCUACGAGAAGUGCGGUCUGACGCGGAAGGGGGUACAGAUGGUG